UUACAUGGAUGACAUUUCUACACCAGACAAAAUGUUUUGAUUUUUGGCCGCUGUUGAUUGUAAAGAGUUCACUGUCCAUUUCUAACAGAUAAGAUGAAAUUCUGUGAUGAAUAUUAUUUCACUGUCCUCUGAAGUGACAUUUUGAUCCGAAAUGAGAAACAUAUUUAAGUAACACCAUGAAUAAGGAUAUUACAACACAACUUAAAGUGCUUCAGUGCUGUCAGUGUCAGAAUGACGUAGAAUUUUACUGUAGGCCAUGCAAACAAAAUCUUUGUAUUACGUGUAAGCAGAAACACGCUAUGUACCUCGAUACCAAAGGCCAUGAUGUCGUUAUUUACCGUUUAAAGCAUGGGGACUUUAUAAUACCGGAGUCAUGUGAUAUACACCCAAACUGCAAAUAUAAAAUUUGGUGCAAAUCCUGUGAGUGUCCCACCUGUGAUAGAACUGAUGAACAUCAAGGACAUAGAAUUCUGGAUAUCAUAUCAGCCUGCACGGCUCAAAGACAGGAACACAGGGAAAGACUUAUUCAGAUUAGAGGCGAGAGUCUCCCAUAUAAUCGUGCGAUCCUAGCAGGUCUCAAAUCUGACGUCAAAAUAGACAGAAAAUCAUUGAAAGCAAAACUCUCCAGCAUCCAACAAGAGCUUGCAAUUAAAGCUGCAAACUUGAUAAAACUUAUCGAAAUACAUAGUAAGGCACUAAAUGAUUUACAUCAAACAAAUAUUUAUAUGGAUUUUGUAUUGAAGCAUCAAAAUAUAAAGGAAUAUGUACUUAGAUACGAGAAACUGGCGAAGAAGCCUGUCAAGUUUCUGCUGUUCACAAAGAAAACCCCUGUCCCCAAGACAAUAGAACUUCCUGAUAACAUAAAGUGGAAUUUUAGUUUAGAAAUAAGUAUAAGGGACAUUUUUGAGCUGUUGGUUGACAUCAAAACUACAGAGACAGGGAAAAGACAAGCAAGAAAUGAACAUUUGUUGAGACUGAUAAAAGGGCCUAUCAUUAAUAUUAAUAAUGUUGUUGUGACUAACUUAAAUCAUGGUGGACACAUUUCCUUUGUGACACCAGAUAGGAUUUGGGUCAGUGAUGGAUGCAGUCUUAUUUUGACAAAUUCUGAAGGUGAAAAUCUGCAUCAUUUCUUUGAUGUUAAAAAUCACUAUGGAGUACAUACGGUUAACAAUGCAGGAGAACUGAUUUAUGUAGACACAAACCUGAACAUUAAUAAACUAAGUGCAGACAAUACUACAAAGUCGACACUGAUUAAGAGACUAGAACUAUGGGAACCACUGUGUAUCUGUUAUGCACCUUUCACUGGAGAUCUUCUGGUCAUGAUGAAGUUUAAUGCUAGAAAGUAUAUUGAUUCCGAGGUGAAAAUCAUUCGGUAUAAUAGCAGAAUGCAACCAGUACAAUUCAUCCAGUAUGGUAGCUUAGGUCUGCAAUUAUAUAGUGGACCUAUCUAUAUCACGGAGAACCGAAAUGGAGAUGUUGUUGUGUCUGAUAAAAUCAGUGGAUUGGUGGUCACAGAUAUUAAAGGAAAUUAUCGUUUUACUUACAGAGGAUCACCGAAUGGAUCAGCAUUGAUGUUUUUUAUUCCAUAUGGAACCUGUGUGGAUGCAUUUUUAAAUAUACUCAUCUGUAGUCGAACGGACCACGCAAUACACGUGAUUGACAAGGACGGCCAUCUCCUGUCAAUUAUACCAACAAGACAAGAUGGAAUGGUUCAGCCAUUAGGUUUGGGAUAUGAAGAGAAAAAUCAUCUUGUUUGGAUUGUAUCAACAAACAACAACAAACUGUGUGUAUACAGAUAUGUAGAACGACAAGAUUAUCUUGCAGAUAUUUCAUAA
This is a messenger RNA of Saccostrea cuccullata (small rock oyster), 1835 nucleotides long. RefSeq lists its product as uncharacterized. Bases 177 to 1835 code for a protein of 552 amino acids. The transcript is spliced from 2 exons. Gene Ontology annotation, molecular function: zinc ion binding. The record is from RefSeq and is a predicted model, not a curated record. NCBI's taxonomy places the organism in Eukaryota, Metazoa, Mollusca, Bivalvia, Ostreida, Ostreidae.